UGUUUACUUCCGGGUUUGUAAUACUGAAGGGAGAACGUGAGCAGGGCAGGCCAGAAAGUGGAGAUCAGGUACCUUCCAGAGAGUGAGAACCCGGCGCCCCUCUCCCGCUCCCCACUGGCUUUCAUCUCCGCUAUGGCUGAGCUGAUCCAGAAGAAGCUUCAGGGAGAGGUGGAGAAAUAUCAACAGCUCCAGAAGGACUUAAGUAAAUCCAUGUCAGGGAGGCAGAAGCUUGAGGCACAACUAACAGAAAAUAAUAUCGUGAAGGAGGAACUGGCCCUGCUGGAUGGGUCCAACGUGGUCUUUAAACUUCUGGGUCCCGUGCUGGUCAAACAGGAGCUGGGGGAGGCUCGGGCCACAGUGGGAAAGAGGCUGGACUAUAUCACAGCUGAAAUUAAGCGAUAUGAAUCCCAGCUCCAGGACCUCGAACGGCAGUCAGAGCAACAGAGGGAGACCCUUGCUCAGCUGCAGCAGGAGUUCCAGAGGGCCCAGGCAGCAAAGGCAGGGGCUCCUGGGAAGGCCUGACCCCAUGGUGCGGGGAGGGAGGGAGGGAAACAAGGCAGCUCUAGGGU
This is a messenger RNA of Cynocephalus volans (Philippine flying lemur), 569 nucleotides long. It is a transcript of the gene PFDN6, whose product is annotated as prefoldin subunit 6. The transcript is spliced from 5 exons. Gene Ontology annotation, biological process: chaperone-mediated protein complex assembly; protein folding. Bases 133 to 522 code for a protein of 129 amino acids. Gene Ontology annotation, cellular component: cytoplasm; prefoldin complex. Lineage: Eukaryota; Metazoa; Chordata; Mammalia; Dermoptera; Cynocephalidae. Gene Ontology annotation, molecular function: protein-folding chaperone binding. The record is from RefSeq and is a predicted model, not a curated record.